AUGAUGCCCUCGGGUCAACAUCAAAACUUUCAGGCGCAGAAUGCCUCUGAUUUUCAGAAUGCAAAUCACUCUCAUCAACUGUUAGCACAGAAUACCCCGCCCCUUGAUGUAUUAGGAACGCCUAAUCUUGAAGGAUUCGAGUUUCCCUAUGUAUUCGGGGAGAAUACCGUAACUCCAGGUGAGCUGAAGUUGGAUAGCACUUCAGAUCCAUUUAAUCUCGCGAAUUCUACCGAACAUGGAGAUUCCAUAUCAUCUAUACCUCCCAUGCAUCGAAAUGGUUAUGGCAGCAUAUCUGGACCAACGGCUCGGCAUCCUAGCUUUAGUGGGGGGUCAGAUGAAGCAAGUCCCACAAGCAGUCGAAUGGUAGGAAAUUUUCACCAAGGCGAUACCCCUAUGGUGGAUGAUCUCAAGACGAAUACAGGAGGUUCUGGGGAUGGCAGCGAAGAGAAAGGAAAGGACAAACCUGAAUUAGCACCUGCGUGGACUGAACUCAAAACUAAGGCAGGUAAAGAGCGAAAAAGAUUGCCACUGGCUUGUACAGCAUGCCGAAGAAAAAAGAUUCGUUGUUCAGGAGAGAAGCCUGCAUGUGUAAAUUGCACCAGGUCGAAAAUUCCUUGUGUGUACAAGGUCACGACAAAAAAAGCGACGCCAAGGACGGAUUACAUGGCAAUGCUUGACAAGAGGAUAAAGCGAAUGGAAACGCGCAUCAUGAAUACUAUGCCAAAGGAAGAACAAAAAGAACAAACUGGCACGCUCACAUUAGCAAGAGCUAAUGUUAAGCCCCCAAUUCCGGGAACGUUACCAUCUAAAAAUUCUGCUGGAAAAAAACGACCCGCAGAAGAAGCAUUUGGGCCAGAUUUGAAUGAUUGGUCGAAGUCGACGAUUAAGCCUUCGAAGGAGAAUGUGAAAGCGGCUUUGAAAUCCAAGGUUGUAUCAGCACAGGAAGACGCAGAAAGCAAACUCCUGAAAGAUGGCAAAGAUAAGCUACCUUCGCGAGAGCUUCAAGAGCACUUGGCAGAGGUAUUCUUCGAAAAGAUUUAUGGCCAGACAUAUCACUUACUACACAAGCCAAGCUUCAUGAUGAAAUUAAAGUCCGAAGUACUUCCUCCUGUCCUAGUGUUAGCCGUCUGUGCUUGCGCAGCUCGAUUUUCCGACCAUGUGGAAUUGACUACAGCACCGCCCUUCCUAAAAGGGGAAGAGUGGGCUUCUGAAGCUCGCGAUAUUGUUUUGAAACGAUACGACUUUCCAAAUAUCACAAUUUUGACGUGCCUGCUUAUUUUGGGGUUUCAUGAGUUUGGCACUUGUCACGGCGGUAGAAGCUGGGCAUUGGCAGGGCAAGCAAUCCGGAUGGCAUAUGCUUUACAACUACAUAAAGAUCUUGACUACGACCCUCAGAAGCCGAAGCUUGAUGAGAAAGGCAAUGCGGUGAAACUCAGCUUCAUCGAUAGGGAAAUCCGACGAAGAACAAUGUGGGCAUGCUUUCUCAUGGAUAGGUUUGAAUCUUCUGGAACUGGUCGACCAACAUUUGUCAAAGAAGGAACUCUUGAGAUUCAGUUGCCUGUGAAGGAGAACAUGUUUCUGCUCGACAUUCCAGGAUCAACAGAAAGUCUCCACGGGGAGGUUGUACAUCAGAGCACGCCUAGUGGUCCAAGAUUGGCUAGCCCCAGACAAAAUUUAGGUGUAGCAGCAUAUGUGAUUCGAUCAAUUGCACUGUAUUCUAAUAUUGUCACUCAUUUCAAUCAAGGUGGUUUCGACAAAGAUCCAUAUCCUAUAUGGUCACCGGAAUCGAAGUACUCUAGCCUAGUCAAGAAAUUGAAGGAAUUUAAAGAAGCUAUGCCAAAAGAGAUGGUAUAUAAUGCCGAAAAUCUUAGUUCACACCGAUCCGAGGGACUAGCAAAUCAGUUCAUAUUUCUUUACAUUGUCAUUGAACAAUCUAAUCUAUUCCUCGAUCACUAUCCGGUAAUUUUAGAACGGAAUGGGCCUCGAUCCGAUGCUCCCAAAGAAUUCAUAACUCAACAAGAGUCCAAAUCGAUAGAAGCAGCCGGUCGCAUCGCUGGACUCAUCGAUGACGGAAAAUCUUUGUCUCUCACUGCACCUUUCGUUGGGUAUUGUGCAUUCUCGGCCAGUAUGCUUUUAGUCGGCGGUAUCUUUUCGGGGAAUCCUAGUUUGGAGGAGUCUUCUAGGAAGCACCUUACAAUUACUCUGAGAUACAUAACAAUGAUGAAGAAACAUUGGGGCAUGUUUCACUCGUUAUCGGAAACUCUCAGAAGUCAUUAUAAAGCAUGUGCAGACAAAGUUAUUGCUGGUUCGAGUAACGACUCGAGGUCAAGCAUUCCUCAAUACGGAGACUGGUUUGAUAAAUUCCCACAUGGUGUAUCACAGUCUGACUUUGAAGAUCCUGCUGCAGCUGUCAAGAAAGAAAAAGGGGACGAUGCUGUUCUCGAACAGAAGUCGGACUUGAAGACUGUGGCGAAUUACGUCAAGGAUCUACCCACCGCCUCCCCCAAACAACAACCAAAUUCCAAGCCGGCAAAGCAAAAGGCAAAAAGAACACAAUCUACAUCACAGUCUUCACGUCCCCCACAGCUGGAUACCAUGCAAGCCAUGCCUUCUGAUAUGCAAGCUUCACAUCAAGGAAUGCAGGUAUCGACCCCAUCAUCCUCUCAUCCACAGAUGACAUCUCAACAAGCACCUCAAAAUUCAUAUAACCAAAGUAUUAUGUCACCAGCUGCUCUCUAUCCGCCACCACAGUAUGUUAAUCAUCACGACCUUCUCAUGCGGUCGCAGCGAUCGCAACAACCGCACAAUAUAGGCCAGCGGCAACUUAAUGAAGUUUUAGGAUUCGAUUACACGACAAUGGAUCACUCGGCUAUGAAUGGCAAUGGUUUGCAUGGUGGUGUCAUGAACGGCAAUAGUAUGAAUGGCAGUAUAAAUAAUAGUGGUACACCAGGCACGAAUCAUAAUGGCGAUGGAUCAAUGUUGAAUUGGGGAGAUAUUGGCCUGGGCGGAAUGGGAAAUGGUUAUGAUAUGCUGGGUCUUGAGAAUGGAAUGCCUAACGCAUGGUAUCCACCUUUUAAUCUGAGUCCGCCUCCUAUCAAUGUGGACGGAAUGAACGAUGAUGCAUUUGGAGGCAAUUCUGUUGGAGGAGAGUUCGAAAUGAGAAUGGGUGGUCAGGGUAUGAUGGGUAUGAAUAUGGGUGGGGUAGAUGGAGGUGGUGGUAUGGGUGGGCAUUGA
Botrytis byssoidea is the source of this 3234-nucleotide messenger RNA. RefSeq lists its product as uncharacterized. Lineage: Eukaryota; Fungi; Ascomycota; Leotiomycetes; Helotiales; Sclerotiniaceae. The record is from RefSeq and is a predicted model, not a curated record. Bases 1 to 3234 code for a protein of 1077 amino acids. The transcript is spliced from 2 exons. Gene Ontology annotation, biological process: regulation of DNA-templated transcription; DNA-templated transcription. Gene Ontology annotation, molecular function: DNA-binding transcription factor activity, RNA polymerase II-specific; zinc ion binding; DNA binding. Gene Ontology annotation, cellular component: nucleus.